This is a messenger RNA of Cannabis sativa, 1482 nucleotides long. RefSeq names its product scopoletin 8-hydroxylase. Lineage: Eukaryota; Viridiplantae; Streptophyta; Magnoliopsida; Rosales; Cannabaceae. The record is from RefSeq and is a predicted model, not a curated record.
UUGCUCUACUAUAUAAAUACUUAUACAAAUUCAGUACAUUUCAUAUAUCAUAUCAAACAGUUUCUAAUAAAUUAUUAAAUCUUUCUUACAAAAUCAAGCCAAAAAAAUGGAACCAACUUUCAACGAUGAAAAAUCUCUAUUCAAUUUUGUUGUUAGAGAUGGAAAUGGUGUGAAAGGCCUAGUCGAUUUAGGUGUGACAAAAGUACCAAAACGGUACGUGCAACCACCGAAGGAGCGCAUAGAGAAGACCAAUAAUAACAAUAAUAAUCCCACAGCCGCCCCGAUAGACCUGUCGAAAUUGGACGGUCCUGAUCGCGAGGAAGCGGCCGAGGAGAUCUUUAGGGCGGCGGAGAGUGUGGGAUUUUUUCAAGUGGUGAAUCAUGGAGUGCCGUUGGAGCUUCUCGAAUCGCUUAAAAAGGCGGCGUUUCGGUUUUUUGAACAAGAGGCUGAGAAGAAGGCUGUGUUUUUAAAAGGGGUUAGUCCAAGUCCACAUGUUAAGUAUGGGACAAGCUUUGUGCCGGAGAAAGAAGUUGCUUUGGAGUGGAAAGAUUAUGUUAGUAUGGUUUAUACCAAUGAUGAGGAUGCUCUAGCUUAUUGGCCCCAAUAUUGCAAGGAAGUGUCACUUGAGUAUCUAAAAACAUCAAUAAACAUGGUGAAAAAAAUCCUUGAAGUUCUCAUUACUAAGCUUGGAGUGCCCAUAGAGGAGUCCUCAGAGAUUAUUGAAGCUAUGAUUGGUCUCAAAAUGGUGAACAUGAAUUACUAUCCGGCAUGCCCUAAUCCGGAGCUAACCGUUGGCGUCGGUCGCCACUCGGACAUGGGAGCCCUAACAGUGUUGCUACAAGAUGGAAUUGGUGGACUAUAUGUGAAAAUUGAAGGAGAGGAAGGGCCAUGGAUGGAGAUCCCUCCUAUUUCUGGUGCUUUGGUCAUUAAUGUUGGUGAUACAUUACAGAUAAUGAGCAAUGGAAGGUACAAGAGUGCAGAACACAGGGUGAGAACGACAAGCAAAGAAUCAAGAGUGUCAGUCCCAAUAUUCACCAUCCCAAAGCCAAACCAGAAGAUUGGACCCCUGGCUCAGGCGGUGGACAGAGAUGGGUCCCCUCGCUAUAGAGAGGUUCUCUUUCAACAUUAUAUGGCUAACUUUUUUGGGAAUGCACAUGAUGGAAAGAACUCACUUCAGUUUGCCCAUAUUCAUUAACAACAUAUACAUUAAUUUGUAUGGGCUCAGUAUUUGAGAAGAGGGGGUUUUCUUCUUCUUUUUUAUUUAUGUGUUGUUUUCGAUGAGUACUAUACAAAUGGUUAAUUCUAUAGUAUAUUCUUGAAGGAGUUGUUUGGUAUGUUGUAUAAGAGUUGUGUUGUAUUAAAUAAUAAAUAAUAUUAUGUUUGGAUAAAACAAUGUAUUGUAUUAAUUAUUACGAUUGAAAUUUUUAAUACAAUGUAUGUUGUAUUAUUUAAUAGAUAAUAAAUAGUUUGUAUUAGCUUGUA